Mycena citricolor is the source of this 4845-nucleotide messenger RNA. The record is from the annotation of a GenBank genome assembly. Lineage: Eukaryota; Fungi; Basidiomycota; Agaricomycetes; Agaricales; Mycenaceae.
GCUUUUGCUUCCGUCAACCAUGUCUGCAGACUCAGUCCCCAGUCCGCGGCCGGAGAGUAAAUGCUCCUCACCCUCAAACUCAUCAACUCCGCCUGGCACUCAGGCCUCUCAAACCCGUAGCUCAAACAUGCGCGGCCGCUCGCUGGUCGAUCUCAUCGAAUCCCAAUUCCUUGCUUUCGACUGUGAAGAGGCUGUCGUGUUCCCAUUUCAAGACGAGACCGCACGCGAUGAAGCCUUUCAGCGAGGUAUGCUCCGCUCCUGGUCAUAGCUGGUCUCUUGCAUGGUCUCCUGCACGCUGUCUGGCCCUGUGGGAACAUCGAUCCGUUCUUCUGUCCAAUCUCGUGCUCCCCCGCUUGACUCCUUGACAACGAUCGUUGAAGCUCAACUUUCACUGUUCUCAGAAUUUAAUGAGCUCCUUCUCGAUGCUGGCCUUGAAACUCAUGCCUGGGCGUCCUCACGUCCUUUCCACGAAACCCAAAUCGCCGAACAGAAGUUUGAAGAGCAGAUCCUGACGGUGCAGGAACAAGAGAAUCAGCAAGGCAUGUGGUUGACUCGACCUUUCACCCCCCUUCCCUGUGGCUUUGGUAGGCAUAUAUCCUGCCUACUGAGGUUUCCCGUCCUCGAGACCCUUAUUCAAUUCCGAAUGUGCUCAUAACAUAGUUUAGAGAAGGCUCGUCAACGUCUCAACGAAUUUGUUACUCGCAUGCGAUCCGCUCUGGCUGCUCUCACUGGUUCGAUUUGACUUGGUGACUGAUGCUGGCAACCGAAUACUUCUCUGUCUUCCGUACCCAUUAGCCGUUUUCCGUAGUCUCUUAUUGCACGCACUUUACAUUGUAAUGGCUCCAUGUACACGCUCUAUAAAUGAAUUCAAUCGUGGACGGAUUUACCGUGUUGUCAUUUGUUUGAUGCCGCAUUCAUAUGCAGUUUCAGUGCCGACGCCAUUCACCACUUUUCUCUGGCUUCGGCCUCGGCUAGUCGUUCGUUUUCUGCUCCUGCCUUGCAUCUGCUACGAUGCAUUCUGUCGUUUCUAGACCGCAACCCCUGGCUCCGACCAGUUCGAACCGAGUGCCUCGGAAGAGCACAUCUUUCAUGUCUCUUCGGCGAGAAAAGUCCAAGAACGUCUCCGUAUCACCUCAACCGGAUCCUUCUGGGUCUCGUUCCUAUUUCGACGCGUAUCCGAGGCUCGCACCGGCUCGGGCCUCCAAACCCAAAGCGCACGCCUCAUCGUCCCCACCCGGUUCCCCAAAUGAAAUAGACUCUCCUGUCAGCUUCCCGCCUAUCCAGUCGUCGUCAGGCGGACACCAUCCGCCCGAAAGCUCUCGCAAUCCCCUUCACAGAAGUAGGUCCUACACCGUGACGAGUCGCGACGGACGGGGUUGGCGAGAACCAGGCAGGGUUCCUGCUCUGCGUUUCUCUGGGUCCUCGACACAACAUACCGACGAGACGCCGCCGGACACGCCUAUAGACUAUGGGGAUGGGGAGUCUUUCACGGGUUUCCCUGCUGUUGUUUCCGCGCCCGUGUUUGGUGUGGAGAUGAUGGACGCUCUUGUGGAUGGUAUGAAUGGAGGGGAUGACUUCAUGGGGCGCUCUUCCAGUCGCCAACGCUUCGGCAUUCCGAAUCGGCAUCCGCUCUACGAGCCUCCUCUGCCAACUCCUCCUCCUGGGAUAGUUCUUGGCGGCCCUAAAGCGAAACAGCGUCGGCAAAGGCAGGUGUCUCUCUCAAGCGAGUCUGAUAGCGGAGAGGAUACCGCCCGACGGCAGGUGACAACGGCAUCUCGACCUCGUAAACGGGCUCCUCGACCAGGUCCUACGCGCAGUGAUUCGAAAGCCACCAUAACACCUGAAGUAGAGGAAGACCCACCGCUUCUAGGUGUGCUGUCGAGGAAGUCCUCCGCUGCAUCCAUCGACAGACAUGGCCCUGUCGCACCCUCCAUUUCGGACAUCAUCCGAACACAUGCACCUCUAGGCCAGAUUCGCUCCCGAACGUCCAUGAGCGGGCGCUCCUCGGCUUUCAGUCAUGGUCACGCCCCCUCGAUUCUCCAGGAGGAGACCGAGCCCGAAGCGAUAAACCUAGACGAUGACGGGGACAUCGUCUCUCGCUCUUCUGUCGACAGUAUAGCUGAAGAAGUUCGUCAAACGCUACGAACGCAGCUGAACAUGAAGCCAACGAACCCUAGGCCGACGAUUACUCUCCCUCCUCCCUCUUCCUUCAAUAGCAGGAGACACUCGACCUUGUCCGACAGUGUGAGCGUGUACUCGCCUCGCUCCGAGGGUGGUGCAAGCUCUUCAUUGUAUGCGCCGUCGAUAAGGUCCAAUCCACAAAGCGUCUCGCCUGUUGAGCCCGGCUUCUUAUCCUUCGCUCAGCCUUCUGCUUCUCAGGCGGUGGCACAAUACCUCCGUUCCGUUCGCCUCACUACCCUACUCAAAUUAACUCGCUCGCCUCAUGCGUCGCAAGACAAUCCGCUAACGGUUAGCUUGUCCGAUCUGGGUAGUCCAACGGGUUUUCCUGUGGUCGUAUUCCUUGGACUCGGCUGUGUCCGACAUGUUAUGGGAUUGUAUGACGACAUGGCCCAGUGCCUGGGACUCAGGCUGAUCACCGUAGAUCGCUGGGGACUGGGACGCACCGAAUCGAGGUCCCGAACUGCCAAGGGCAUCAUGCAAUGGGCCUCGGCAGUCGAAGAGGUCCUUGAUCUGCUUCAAAUUCCGGAGUGCAGCAUCAUGGCACACUCGGCAGGAACCCCGUAUGCGCUGUCUUUUGCAAAUAAGGUGCCGACUCGGAUUCGAGGAGACAUCUGCCUCAUGGCGCCAUGGGUGGGGGGUAGCGAAAAUGGUGGCUAUAAAUGGCUGAAAUAUGUCCCCAACGGCAUUCUCAAGACAGCGCAGGCUGCCGAAUGGAAAGUCCAGGCUUGGAUGCUAGGGAAACCUCCCACCAUUGCUUAUGAGGGCAUCGGCUACACCGUAGCUCCGAAAGCGCAAACGACCUCCGGAAAUGGGAAUAGUCUAGCGGUCCAAAGCUCUGCUGCAGAUGGCGAGGCUCGACCUCGUCCGAGCAUAGGGAGCUCCUUCAGCGAGUACGAUGAUCUUGGGGAUUUUGACGGUCGUUUUGAGAGUAAAAGCACUCUUGCAGUGGCUGCCGCUGCCAGACCAGCGCCGGAUGCGGUCCAGACCGCGAAGCGGAAGCCGUCGCGGGGAUUUCUGAACCGUUUCAAGCCCUCGCAGCCGGCCUCUCCGCAGGAAGAAACUGCCAAGCCCAAGCAACGGCUAAAGGCUCUGCGAUCGAUGGGAUCUCUCCGCGGUCGAGCCUCGUCGUACAACAACUCGAGCAAGCACAGUGGGCCGUCCGAACCCUCAAGUCCGGUACUGCCCCCGGCGCCCAAGUUUGAUUUUGGAAUGGGGAUGGAUGACCUGAACUGGCCCAAGUCGGGUUCCUCCGAAGUUUCGUUGAUUGGAGAAGGAGUCGGUUCUCGGGCUGCCAGCGAACGCUUCUAUGCUUCAGCGAGCCGAACGGAUGGACGACGAUCGCUUUCGUUCAACUCCGCCGGUGGCACUGCUCCAUCAUGGCCACUGUCGACCCCCUCGUCUCCGGCGGCGAGCACCAGGAAUACGAGUUCGACAUCUGUGUUCUUGGCGAGUGACCAGCCGACGAACGAGUAUCAGUCCACGCUCGGCAAUGCGCUGAUUGCAGCAUCGCACGCGGAGUCUGCCAAAGGAACGUACAGCGAUCUGUUGCAGAUUCUGAACCACGACAACCAUCCGUGGGGAUUCUCGUACACGAACUAUCCGCACUCCGUGAACGUCUGGUAUGGGGACAAGGACGAGAAGAUUGGGGAGAAUGCUGUGCGGUGGAUGGAGAAGAACAUGGGCGCGGACAAGUGCAUCGUUAAGGUUGUCAACGGGGGCGAUCAUGCUCUGAUGUACAACAGCGGUGUCGUCAUCGAGGUGCUCGAGCAACUGCUGGGCUACUGGCAGUCGGACCAGCGGCGGCGAUGAAGGUCGCUUCCAUCAUACCAUUCGUUCAUGCUAUCAACACUGUAAAUUCUCUCCCGCUCUCUUUGGAUUUCCUGCACAAAUUGUAUUUUUCAGUCAUCAUUUGUUCAUAAUAGGGUUACUUAGAUGUAUUUUACUUCCAAUGGAUACAAAUUCAUUCCUAUGAUGUACAAAAGAGUGCGACGUGCUACAAGUAAAUACGGGAAAGCAAGCCAUCGAGGCUACACGGGUGAAAAUUGAUUCCGAACCGGCCGCGAAGUCCAGUAGUCGCCAAUCGGAUGAGCAGCUGUCGGCGGGAGGGGAAGAGGAUAGGUGGGCGGCGCGGUCGUUGGCGUGAGCAGCCGCCCGUCCAUCCUCCUCGGACUGGAGAAUUGUCGCGGGGAACCAAUAAAUGGAUCCGCCCCCGACCACAUUUCUGGCGCAGGAGGGGGCGGCAUGAUUGGAAUGAUUGAGGAAGCUCGGCUGGGUGGGAGCUGCAUCUCCCGCUGACGCGCUCUUCGUUGUUUCAGGACAACGAUGAACGUAGCAAUAACAGCUCCCACAAAGAACAGGCUCAGCACCGUCACCCCAGCGAUCAGCUUGACACUGGGGCCUGAGGAACUGUUCGCCGAAGCGCUGGAAGCUGAUGAUGACGCCUGUGAUGCAUCUGAACCAUUUGCUGUUGUUGAUGGAUCUAAAGCACUAUCGGACACGGCCGGCGAUGAGGUUGGAUUGCUUGUGAUCGGUGAUGUCGAGCUUGGGGCACUGCUUGUCUGUGUGAUUCCCACCGUCGUAGUUGCAAGUGCAACGGGAACACUGCUGGAAAGCGACGCGGUGCUUGAUGGAUUCCCUUCCGUUCCAGUGCUGGGUCCGAUAUGG